This is a messenger RNA of Liolophura sinensis, 4582 nucleotides long. Its product is annotated as fibrillin-3-like. The transcript is spliced from 9 exons. The coding region runs from base 1137 to 2738 and encodes 533 amino acids. Gene Ontology annotation, molecular function: calcium ion binding; heparin binding. Lineage: Eukaryota; Metazoa; Mollusca; Polyplacophora; Chitonida; Chitonidae. The record is from RefSeq and is a predicted model, not a curated record.
UGCUGUCUGUUUACUCACUAAUUUUAAGGUUUUGCUUUAACAAUAAUUAUAUGUGUGUGUAUUAUUUACAUGGAAGAACUUUUGUGUGAAAAGCGGCCUUAAGGGAGAAAGCUUACGUAUCUUGGAUUUUUAGUUCAUGUUAAAUCUAUAUCUAAGUAAGCCAAUCCCAUAGAAAAUUUAAGUACUCUUACAGUUCUGCUUGCAACAUUUUAAAAACGCAAAGUUCAAGAAUUUGUCUUUAAUGCUCUGAAAUACAUGUAAAUUGUCAUGCAAUUUUAAUCCAAAGGUAAUUUAGUUCUACCUGUGUUUUCAACUGCAGCUCAUGCUAUCUUCCUGUUCGGACGUACAUGAGGUCUGCCAACAACGUGCGGAUGGUAGUGGGUGUAUCUCAGGAUCUACUGAGAAUAAAUAAAUGCUACCUGUAUUUAAAAUUUGUUUUCAAUCUAUUACUUAGUAUUGUGAAUAAUAGAUUAAUAUAAUGUGGUAGAAACGUUCGUCACAAUUUAACAACCCAGAUAGCAGUAGUUACCAUAACAAGUAUUUCCAGCCUUGAGCAAGUCAAGUUCUCGCAUGUAGACUAUUUUGUUCCUUCACAGUAUGACCAUGGGAAGAAAUUUUGCAAGUGGCGCCUACCAUGCAUAAUGAACACUGUCACUUGGCCUGUUAUCUCUCUGGCCAAGUACAUCUCAAAAUCUGGUUGUUAUCUCAAACUCUUACCUUUGUCGUAGUUGCAAUAGCACUGUUCUAGGCUCUGUUCGUUUUCCUCACACAAAAAUGUUGGCCGCCGUUGUAUAAGUGAAAUAUUCUUGAGCAAGAUGUGAAACACCAAUUACAUAAAUAAAUAAAUAAAUCAAAAGCAAGGAAAUAACUGGGCAAGCCAUGUCAUACAUUCUGACAUGAGACGUGAGCUGAUACGAGAACAAUACACACUGUACCUCGUUCUAAGGGUAGUAAAAACAUUCCAUUGGGAGGAGAAAGCUAUCUUAAUACCCUUGUCUUCACACAGAGAGUUGUUGGUCUCAGUCCUGUCCUGACAAAACUACGUGUGAAUUGGUAUUCCUGUACACGAGGGCUUCGCUGGUAUUCAAACCCCUGUGCGAGUGUUCAUCUAAAGACAGAUCGCCGUCUACAGGAGAAUGUAUUUUACAGCUGACGGAUGUAGAUGGCGUUGUGGAUACAGGGCGACAUGUGUACAAGGUGUCUGUGGUUGUACCGAAGGCUCAGAUAUCCCGAUAUCUUUUCCAGAUAGAUCGCUUCAGUUUUGUCUACAAAGAUGUGGGACUGGAUGGGGCGUGUGUCCUGUCAACACCACGUGUGAAAAGGUCGGUGUAAGACAUGUGUGUCUUUGCUCAGCUGGAGCACAAAGGUCUGCUAAAGGACAGUGUCUAGAUAUCGACGAAUGUGAAAAAAAGCCAGAGCUAUGUGGCAACAACGCCGUUUGUGUAAACACGGAAGGCAACCACAGGUGCGCGUGUGCAGAGGGAUACAGGCAGAGAGAGGGUAAAGAGGUGGGGUGCAACCUGGAUAUUGAUGAGUGUACCGAAAAUGCAACCAUAUGUGGUAAUAACUCCGUUUGUACAAACACGAUGGGCAACUACACAUGCGCGUGUGCGGAGGGAUACAGGCAAAGAAAGGAUGAAGAGGUGGGAUGCAGUCUGGAUGUUGACGAGUGCGCCGACAAUCAAACCAUAUGUGGUAACAACUCUGUUUGUGCAAACACGGUGGGCAACUACACGUGCGCGUGUGCUGUGGGGUACAGACAGACAGAGGGUCAAGAGGUGGGAUGCAAUCUGGAUAUUGAUGAGUGUACCGAAAAUCCAAACACAUGCGGCAACAAUUCUGUUUGUGUAAAUACCGAGGGCAACUACACGUGCGCAUGUGAGGAGGGAUUCAAGCCGAAAGAGGGCGAAGAGUUGGGGUGCAGUAAAAUCGCUACUGCCGCAGCUGCAUCUACAGCCGCGGAUUCCUCAGCGUUGACGAUCGGUCUGGCAGUAUGUAUAGGCGGAGUGGUUCUUCUGGCCGUGGUCGUACUAGCCGUUGUUGUUGUUUUCAGGGCAAGAAAUCGUUCGAGCGGUGGUAUUAGAGAAUGUAUAGGAUUAGAAAUGCAGGGGAAACGUUCUGACGUCAUAACACACGAAUAUAUCACUACUCAAUCUGGACAACAACGAAGCGGAGUUACUAAUCCAACAUACCCAGUACUACCGGAUGUGUUGGGUUCCAGUACACAGUUGCCAUCCGGCACUGACGUCCGCUACGAGGAAGUUGACCUACCGCCACAGGCAGAACUGAAUCACGAUGCACAGACUUUGUAUAGCUUAGCAGGAAAUUUCGACGAUCAGAAGCCUAGUGAGAAUGAACAUAAGGAUCUGUAUUCAGAUCACAAGAUUGCAGACAACAAAGCCAAACAGAUGGCUACGGAGAAAAGUCAGGCCUCAGAAACUUCCCCGAGCGAAUCCACGUAUAAUGUUUUGUCCAAACCUCACGUAAAAUCUUCCAUUGCAACCACCAACACCGCGGACAAUUAUAACACACUGUAUGGUUUAAAACCAAACGAUGAAAGCCUAAAAAAUAUUGAGCCCGGGCAGGCCGGAUACGGAAAUCCACAUAGAAACGAUGACGUCCAAUAUGACACAACAUACAGCGCUGUCAGACAAAUUGGGGACAAUCGCGCACAGCUGACAAGCAAUGGCCAACAAGAUGGUUAUGAGUAUGAUGAACUUAAGGUACAGAAAGUUUAAAACGAACAGUUCACAAGCGUAUAGUUUAAAGUCACUUGCUGUCAUUCGGACAGUCCUGUGAAGGACCCAUUAAAAAGUUUUAGAAGACAACACACGACGUGGAAAAGGGUACAAGGUGGAAAUGUCACAAAGUAAAAGGUGGAAAUGUCACAAAGCACAAGGUGGAAAUGUCACAAAGUACAAGGUGGAAAUGUCACAAGGUACAAUGUGGAAAUGUCACAAAGUACAAGGUGGAAAUGUCACAAAGCACAAGGUGGAAAUGUCACAAAGUACAAGGUGAAAAUGUCACAAGGUACAAUGUGGAAAUGUCACAAAGUACAAUGUGGAAAUGUCACAAAGUACGAUGUGGAAAUGUCACAAAAUUUUAUGUGGAAAUUUUACUAGGUUCGAUGUUGAAAUUUCACAAAGUACAACGCUACCUUAGUAUUCGUGUCAUUCGCUACGAAUAUGUGCAUAUAACACAAACGUACUUAUACUUGAUUAUGAUGGCAUAUUUUGUAUGUUUCUCCAAAUUAUUAGUGGGGUUUGGCAUUUUGGACUAGGAACGUACUAAGCCAGUAUGUAGCUAUAUUUUUAUGGAACUGUGCUGUAAUAGGAAAUAUGUUUUUCGUCAUAGCGUUUUUUUUUUGUAAGAAAUCAGUAAAUAUAUUUUACUGUCUUUGUUGGGGUAGCUCUUCCUCUCCGGCCGUACGUUGGAAGAUCUACUUGUAACUUGCGGAUGCUCUUGGGUUUUCCUUAGCCCGGUUUUCUAAAACACCAAUAAAUAAAUAUAUCAUAAACAAGUCAGAGACAUCAAGAAAGCUCUGCACCCUUUCCUCUUUUAAAGCUAAACUAGCUCAGAGGCCUAGUUGAGUGGCCUAGUUAAGUGUUUAGAUGUGUGCUCUAGUAGUGCUCUCUAUCUGUGAAAUCUAGUUAUGUACUUUGACAGUAUGCUGUACAGCAUUAGUAUACUAUAGUUGUGUACCCUUGAUGUGUACUCUAGCUUUGUUGUCUAGUUUUAUACUUCAUUUUUGUUCAACAGUUGUGUAUUCUAGACGCACAAUUUAGGUGUAUAAUCAGGUAUUAUUAUUUACUUGUAUUUUCUGGUUCACCUUAAUGUAAUGCUCGGGCUUUAUGUAUGCUCUUCCAUAAUCUAGUUGUGUACUCUGGUUUAUAUGUACUAUGUUUAUGUUAGAUUUUAUGUCACGACCAAACAAGACAAAUUUUACUGACUGUGUUCAGGUUAUGACAUCAAAAUGAUACAAAAUUUGUACAAAGUAAAAUGUUAAAAAGUUUAGUUGACCUGUUAUUGCUAAUAUCACCUUACAUGUAUGUAUUUGAAAUUUUAGUAAUCUUUUUGUUAUAUUGAUUUUUGUCAUCUCUUUACGAAUAUGUCUAUAACAACAUUUUUUCCUUAAUAUAGUGUUUGAUUACUUGGAAUAUAAAAUCUGCGUACCGUACUUAAUAUGAAUUAAUGUGCAUUCGUAGAUAUAGUUUGCUUCUUUGAAACUUGAAUGUAUGUUUAUACAUGUCGUAAUGUAUGUUGAUUAUGUCGUGUAAGCGUUGUGUAGCCAACUGGCCUCUCAGUCACGUCGACGAAUGAUCUAUAUGGGAUGGGAUGGGCGUCCUUUGAUGUUGUUCGCACUGGCCAUGCUUGGGUGUACAUUUUUUAAAUUUUAUUCUACUUUUAUAAUAGUUGGUGGAAUCGGGUUAUCAGAAGCCGGUUAUUCAAAAGUCUAUGUAAAAAGUAACGGAACUUUCGGUCAGUCAAGUAAUAACUGAUUAAUAUUACACUAUUCAAGAUCACUGGAUACACCUGGCAGUCUAGAUCACAUCAGGACGUGUAUAUAUCGUAUUGUGGUAAG